Solanum verrucosum is the source of this 1201-nucleotide messenger RNA. Its product is annotated as polygalacturonase-like. NCBI's taxonomy places the organism in Eukaryota, Viridiplantae, Streptophyta, Magnoliopsida, Solanales, Solanaceae. The transcript has 4 exons. Gene Ontology annotation, biological process: carbohydrate metabolic process. The record is from RefSeq and is a predicted model, not a curated record. Gene Ontology annotation, molecular function: polygalacturonase activity. The coding region runs from base 1 to 1191 and encodes 396 amino acids.
AUGAGUUACAUUAUUCUUUUCCCACUUAUUCUCAUGAACAUUAUCAUCUUUUUAUUCAACUCAUCAAUAGCUGCAAAUUCCAUGUACAAUGUCCAAAGCUAUGGAGCCAAAUCUGACGGAAAAUCGGAUUCAUCCAAGGCGUUCAUUAGUGCAUGGACUGCAGCGUGUGCAUCAAGUAGCGCGGCCACCAUUUACGUGCCAAAAGGAAGUUAUCUUCUAAGUAAUGCAUAUUUCUAUGGCCAAACAUGUAAGAGUAAUGCCAUAACGAUAAAUAUUGAAGGUACACUUGUAGCUCCUUCUGACUAUAAUGUUAUUGGCAAAUCUGGUAAUUGGAUUAAAUUUGAACGAGUCAACGGAGUUUCUAUCGUUGGUGGAACUCUAGAUGGACAAGGUACCGGUCUUUGGACAUGCAAAAACUCUGGCAAAGGUUGUCCCAAAGGAGCCACGACAUUAGCUUUCUACAACUCAAAUGACAUUGCAAUAAGUGGAUUAACUUCACAAGACAGCCAGAUGUUCCAUAUUUUGUUAGACAGAUGCCAUAAUGCAAAGUUACAAGGAGUGAAGAUUUCAGCACCGGGAAAUAGCCCCAACACUGAUGGAAUUCAUUUACAAUCAUCUUCUGAUGUUACUAUCUUGAAUUCCCAAAUUGGAACUGGUGAUGAUUGUAUCUCAAUUGGUCCUGGCAACUCCAACUUGUGGUUCGAAAACAUUGCUUGUGGCCCUGGCCAUGGAAUAAGCAUUGGGAGCUUAGGUUGGGAGAUGCAAGAGGCAGGAGUACAAAAUGUGACAGUUAAAACAUCAUCAUUUACUGGGACUGAGAAUGGUGUGAGGGUCAAAACAUGGGCAAGGCCUAGCAAUGGCUUUGUUAGGAAUGUACUUUUUCAACAUGUAGUCAUGAAUAAUGUCGAAAAUCCCAUCAUCAUUGAUCAAAAUUACUGCCCUGGUAGUGGAAAUUGUCCUGAACAGGGUUCAGGCAUCAAGGUUAGUGACAUAACGUAUGAUGACGUACAUGGAACAUCGGCUACAGAAGUUGCAGUGAAAUUCGAUUGUAGCAAAACAAAUCCAUGUAAUGGAAUAAAAUUAUUGGAUGUGAAACUUAGUUAUAAGGAUCAUCCAGCAGAAGCUUCAUGUGUUAAUGCUGGAGGAAUGGCUUCUGGUCUACAACAACCUACUAGCUGCUUACAAGUUUGAACAAAACAAG